Molecule: messenger RNA, 2099 nt
Organism: Diceros bicornis minor
Lineage: Eukaryota; Metazoa; Chordata; Mammalia; Perissodactyla; Rhinocerotidae
Gene: CACNG7
Product: calcium voltage-gated channel auxiliary subunit gamma 7
Exons: 6
Coding region: 95-922 (275 amino acids)
Biological process (GO): regulation of AMPA receptor activity; calcium ion transport; postsynaptic neurotransmitter receptor diffusion trapping
Cellular component (GO): AMPA glutamate receptor complex; postsynaptic density membrane
Molecular function (GO): voltage-gated calcium channel activity; channel regulator activity
Source: RefSeq, a predicted model, not a curated record
GCCGCGGGGCCGGUCAUGCGGCUGCGGGGCCCGCGGCCCGGAGCGUCCGCCCAGCCCUGAGCGAGGCCCCGCAGGGCGCCCCCCGCCGCUGAGGAUGAGUCACUGCAGCAGCCGCGCCCUGACCCUGCUGAGCAGCGUGUUUGGUGCGUGCGGCCUGCUGCUCGUGGGCAUCGCGGUCAGCACUGACUAUUGGCUAUACAUGGAGGAGGGAACCGUGCUGCCGCAGAACCAGACCACGGAGGUCAAGAUGGCGCUGCACGCUGGCCUCUGGCGAGUCUGCUUCUUCGCAGGCCGAGAGAAGGGUCGCUGCGUGGCUUCGGAAUAUUUCCUUGAACCGGAGAUCAACCUGGUGACGGAAAACACAGAGAACAUUCUGAAGACAGUGCGCACAGCCACUCCCUUCCCCAUGGUCAGUCUCUUCCUCGUGUUCACGGCCUUCGUCAUCAGCAACAUCGGCCACAUCCGCCCACAGAGGACCAUUCUGGCCUUCGUUUCUGGCAUCUUCUUCAUCCUAUCGGGCCUCUCCUUGGUGGUGGGCUUGGUUCUUUACAUUUCCAGCAUCAAUGACGAGGUCAUGAACAGGCCCAGCAGCUCUGAGCAGUAUUUCCACUAUCGCUACGGGUGGUCUUUUGCCUUCGCUGCUUCCUCCUUCCUACUCAAAGAGGGGGCUGGCGUGAUGUCCGUGUACUUGUUCACCAAGCGCUACGCGGAGGAGGAGAUGUACCGCCCGCACCCGGCCUUCUACCGCCCGCGUCUCAGCGACUGCUCUGACUACUCGGGCCAGUUUCUGCAGCCCGAGGCGUGGCGCCGCGGCCGCAGCCCCUCCGACAUCUCCAGCGACGUAUCCAUCCAGAUGACGCAGAACUACCCUCCCGCCAUCAAGUACCCGGACCACCUGCACAUCUCCACCUCGCCCUGCUGAGGCCCUGCCUCUCGGAGGUCCCCUCCUCCUCCUCACGGGUCUCCCCGCAAGGCAGCUCCCCUCCCUUCUUUGGGACUCCCGGCUCCCACCUGGAGGAUGCUGCGCAAGCUUUAGGCCCCGCCCUCUUCCCAAUGGCCCCGCCCCGUCGCCCUAACCCCUCCCUCUUUCCAAUUGCUCCUCCCCCCUGUCCUGACCUCUCCACUUCAUUGGCCCCUUCCACUUCCAGAUGGCUCCUCCCCCUCGAUAGCCCGCCCCCUUUCCUGUAAGGCCCGCUCCUUUCCUCUGGCCCCGCAUCUCCCAGCCAAUUACCUCCCGGAGUUCCCCUGCGCUGUGCACCUGCUUCCGAGCAGUAGGCUGCGCAGGCGCCCACCUCCCCUGAGGCCCCCAGCCUUUCGUCUGGCGGCAGGAGCGCUGGGCUGGAGAGUAGGUUCUGGCAGCCGUCAGGAAUGCCAACCAACCUCUUCUCCCCUCUGCCUUGACUCCUCUCUUUCCUGGCCCAAUUUCACCUUUGGACCUUUGGGGUCCUCAGGUGCAGUGGGGGGGCCUCCUUCUCCGCCCACAGCUCCAGGGUGAGGUGAGGGGCUGGAGGCCCCGGGUAUGGUUAAUCUGGCCUUCCCGCCCCCCACACACACUCUUCUCUGCCCCCUUGGGAGACCCCAUUCUUUCUCACUGUCUGGGCUCUUCUCGGCCUCCUGAAGGUUACCUGCCUUUUGGGGGGCGCUGCCUAAUGGAUCUUCUUGCUGUCUCAGCUGUCCUUGGCUUCUUUUUCUUCCUUCUCUAACUCGAUCUCCCUUCCUCCUUCCCACCUGCUCAUCCGAAGCCCCUAGGUGCAUCCAGCCCGCACACCACACUGAGAUGGAGACGCUAGGGUGGAGGAGAUUCCUCCGCCAAUUCCACACCUGUGCCCGCCUCUUCCCCCCUGAGGCCCCGUCGGGGGAGGGAGAGGCAGUAGCGGGGGUUGACACCCCCCAAACCUUGAAGUCUUCCAUUUUCUGGCACUCCUCCUCAUUGAAGUCCCCCUUCCCGUCUCAAAUUCCAACUCUGGCCUCUUUCAAGGGUCCGUUCGCCCCCUUGGACAGAUUGGGUGGGGACACUAGAAACUCGCCCACCCCCCUUGUUAGGGGAGGAGGGCCGAGGUAGCACAGUGUUGUACACGGAACAAGGAAGGCCCCCGGGG